Rhopalosiphum maidis (corn leaf aphid) is the source of this 1524-nucleotide messenger RNA. Its product is annotated as 52 kDa repressor of the inhibitor of the protein kinase-like. The transcript has 5 exons. Bases 1 to 1524 code for a protein of 507 amino acids. NCBI's taxonomy places the organism in Eukaryota, Metazoa, Arthropoda, Insecta, Hemiptera, Aphididae. The record is from RefSeq and is a predicted model, not a curated record.
AUGGACAACAAAAUUGUAGAGAAAAAUUGUAAUAACCCAACCAUUUCUGUAGUCGAUGUGUUAACUCCGUGUAAUGCACAAGUCACAUCUACUAAUAGUAAUACAUGUGUCAGUACCAUGAUUGAUCCAGACAUAUCUGAAGUAGUAUCAACACCUUGUGUAAGUAACGAUACUAACAUUAUAAUAUAUAAUUCGUCAGAUGUUGGAGAUUUUAUUAAUAUUCAUCCAAUACCAGAAGAUAAAAAGUACAGUCUACUAACUAAUCCAUACAAACCAACUAUAAAUUAUAAUUUUAAAAAUGACAUGGCAUCAAAUUCUAAACGUGCAUUUAAUUUGAAAGGAAACACUGCUGAUAGAGGUAAUUUUGUUGAUUUAUUAAAAUUUCGAGUUGAUUCAGGUGAUAAUAUUUUAUCGAACCAUUUUGACACGGCCUCUGGGAAAUCCAAAUAUAUAUCACAUAGAAUUCAAAAUGAAAUUAUUCAAAUUUGUGGUCAAGUAAUUCGUAAUGAUAUUGUAUCCCAAGUCAAUAAUUCAGUUGCAUUUUCUUUACUGGCUGAUGAAACAGCAGAUAUUGCAGGAAAAGAACAAUUAUCUAUUGGUGUAAGAUAUAUUGAUAUUAAUUAUGUAGUGCAUGAGGAAUUUAUUGGAUUUAGUGAAAUACAUAUUUUAAAUGCAGAAGGUGUAUCAAGAAGUAUAUUAGAAUCGACAGAAAAAUAUGGUUUAAAUAUGUUGAAACUUGUUGGCUUAGGAUUUGAUGGUUGUUCAACCAUGAGUGGCAAAGAAAAUGGUGUACAGGCAAUUAUCCGAAAAAUAUAUCCAACUGCUUGUUAUUUUCAUUGUGCUUCACAUAAACUCAAUUUAGUAGUUAACGAUCAAAAUUCAAUUCCUGAAAUCAGAAAUACUAUUGGUACUGUAAAGGAAAUAAUUAAGUUUUUUAGAGAAAGUAUUUUGAGAAGAAAACUUAUUCCAAAUAUUCCAUUAUUUUGUGAGACACGUUGGUCAGAAAAGUACAAAUGUAUACGGUUAUUUGAUAACAAUUUUAUUGAAAUUAAAAAUGUUCUUGAAAAGUUAUCUAUUAGUUCAGAAGCAAAUACUGUUACGAGAAAUCGUGCGUUCCAACUUUCAUCAGCCACAUCAAAUAGUACUUUUUUGAUUAGUUUAAAAGUAAUUGCUUAUUACUCUUCUGUUCUAGAACCAGUUGUGACCAAAUUACAAGGUACAAGUGUUAAUCUUCAUUCUGUUCAUAAAUUUGUUAAAACAGAACUUCUUGGCAUAUUGAAUAAACAUAGAGAAAACAGCAUAGAGUAUUUUAAUACAAUUUUUGAGGAAAUCACUGAAGCAGCAAAUAGCUUAGAUUUUGUACUUAAAAUACCUCGAAGAACAAAUCAUCAGAGUCAACGAUCAAAUCAUAAUUGUUCAUCAAAUGAUUCUAUCAAAGAUUAUUACAGAUUUCAAAGAUAUGGACUCGGUACACAGAGAAAGUUAUUUGAAAUUUCUAUUGGUACACUAACAAAGUCCAUGUGA